Molecule: messenger RNA, 667 nt
Organism: Menidia menidia (Atlantic silverside)
Lineage: Eukaryota; Metazoa; Chordata; Actinopteri; Atheriniformes; Atherinopsidae
Source: the annotation of a GenBank genome assembly
GUCAGUCGCGCGUGAAGUUGUGUUGACAGGGGUGGCGGAGUUGUCAGCGGAGCAGCAGCAGUAGCAGCCAGCUUUACCGGACCCGAAUGGAGUAACCUGAAAUUUCCGGCUCCGUCUCAGUUUUUUUUUUUUCGCCACGAAGCGUUGUCCACACCGUUUUUAAGAUACCAACAUGGCAGACGACCAGUCCGCUCAGUCCUGGUCGAUCGACAGGGACGAUUACGAGCUCAACGAGGUGAUAGGUAGUGGAGCUACUGCAGUUGUCCAAGCAGCUUUCUGCAAGCCGAGAAACGAGAAGGUGGCCAUCAAACGCAUCAACUUGGAAAAAUGUCAGACUAGCAUGGAUGAAUUACUGAAAGAGAUUCAGGCCAUGAGCCAGUGCCACCAUCCAAACAUUGUGUCUUAUUAUACCUCCUUUGUGGUGAAGGAUGAGCUGUGGCUGGUGAUGAAGCUGCUAAGUGGCGGCUCAGUUUUGGACAUCAUAAAACACAUCAUCUCCCGCGGCGAGCACAAAACGGGCGUGCUUGACGAGGCCAGCAUCGCCACCAUCCUGAGGGAAGUCCUGGAGGGGCUGGAGUACCUUCACAAAAACGGGCAAAUUCAUCGGUUAGUUCUAAGGACGAGCCACCGCCGGCUGACGUCAGCCCGGGCUGAGCGCCUGGUCUGA